Molecule: messenger RNA, 2198 nt
Organism: Lactuca virosa
Lineage: Eukaryota; Viridiplantae; Streptophyta; Magnoliopsida; Asterales; Asteraceae
Source: the annotation of a GenBank genome assembly
AAAGUUUCAUUUAUAUCAAACAUCUUUCAAAAACAUGGGAAACUUUCCAAAGAUUGCAUUCUAUUCAUCCUUUCUCUUUAUUCUGCUCGCUUUGAAAGUUAGUGGACGUUUAAUUUCAGAUGGAAAAGAUGACGUGGCACAAGGAGAAGAAGGAUCGUCUUUCUUGCAACUCAAAGGAAUUGAUUCUUCAGAAGAAGAACAUUGUGAGCAAAUGUAUGGAUUUUUACCAUGUUCAGAGAACAUUCUAGGCCAUUUUUUCCUCAUUAUUGUAUACGAAUACCUGUUAUAUCAUGGUGAAUGCUACGUUUCUUCUGGUGGAAAAAGAAUCUUCAAGAUUCUUGGCCCUGGUAUCUUUGGUGCUAGUGCUUUUCAAGUCCUUGGUUUUCUUCCUGAAUCAUUAAUUCUUCUUGUUUCUGGACUUUUUAACACGCAAGAAGUAGCACAAGAAUAUGUUCUUACCGGUGUUGGGUUGCUAGCUGGAUCAACAAUAUUUCUUCUCACUUUACUUUGGGGAACAUGUGUAAUUAUUGGAAGUCAAGAAUUUGAAUGUGAAUAUAAUUCUAAUACUUCGUUGGCUCCUACCCAAAACCAUUUCAAGAAGUUCUUUUCGUUUCUUAAUGGUUGUGGUGUAACUACAGACAAAGAAACAAGUUCAACUGCAAAGAUUAUGCUCAUUUCACUUAUACCAUUUUUGUUUCUUUUGAUCCCGAAAUUAUUCGGGAUGAUAUAUACUUCUCAUGGAUAUAUUUUCAUAAUCACACUUCCUAUUUCGGUUACUUUCUUGUUAGUUUACUUCAUUUAUCAGGUGUUUGAGCCCUCGAUCCAAAAGAGAAGAUUGUCAUAUGUAAAACAUGAGCAUUUAGUUUUAGACAUAUUGAAACAUUUGCAAGAGCACACUGCAGAUAAAAUACUCACUGAAGAUGGUUUAGCAAACUUGCCUGCUAUAAAAGGUUUGUUUACAAAGAUUGAUCAAGAUGGAGAUGCAUACAUAUCUUUUCCUGAACUCAAAGGACUUCUACAAGAUAUAAAAUUUAGGCAAUUAACUUGGGAUAAAGAGCAAACAAUUGAAGAAGUAAUGAAAGAAUUUGAUUAUGAUGGUGACACAAAAGUAACAAUUGAUGAGUUCACUGAUAGAUUCACAAAAUGGCUUGAUGAGACUAAAAAUGCAGUAAAUAAACCUUAUCGCUCAGUUAGUUCUUGGAAAGAUUUAUAUCAGGUUGUCCAACCAUGGGUUCAAACCAAAAAGAAAGAACGUGAAAUGAUGAAGGUUCUAGUAUCAGAAAUUAUCAGGCAUGAUAAAAAUACUCCAUUUGGAAACUUUUAUAAACAAGAUGGAAAACCAAAUGUGUCAGCCAUAAAGAGAUUGUUUAAGAGCUUAGAUGUCAACAACGAUAACUCAAUAUCAUUAUCCGAAUUAAAACAACUUAUGAUGAACGUUGACUUUGGUCAAACAUCAUGGAAUGUGGAUGAAGCAACAUCUCACAUAAUGGAAGAUCUUGACAAAAGUGGAGAUAACCAAAUUGAUGAAGAGGAAUUCAUUGAUGGAUUUAAAGAUUUGCUCAACACAAAUGAUCAACUAUUGACCCCUACAACACCCGGCCCUAAAAAUAUAUCACGGAAGCCAUGGGAGAGAUAUGAAAAUGAUGACGUGGAUAGAAGUUUGUGGGGAUGGACAAAAGCUGUAAUGCUAUUGGUUCUUGGGAUUGCCAUGCUGGCACUUUUGGCUGAACCACUUAUACACAGUGUACAAAAUGUGUCCAACUCAGCAACAAUUCCAUCUUUUUUUGUGUCCUUUGUUUUUGUCCCAUUGGCCACAAAUGCAAGAGCGGCUGUAGUUGCAAUCCAAACUGCAAGUCAACGGAAAGAGAGAACCACUUCGUUGACCUUUUCUGAGAUAUAUGAUGGGGUGUUUAUGAACAAUGUUCUGGGAUUUUCUGUUCUUUUAGCAGUUGUGUAUUUCCGAGGGCUGAUUUGGCAUUUCACUGCUGAAUUAUUGAUUGUGUUUAUUGUUUGUAUCAUUAUGGGGACGACAGCUGGCUUCAGAUCAAAGCUUCCUAUUUGGACAUCGAUUACAGCUUACCUGUUGUAUCCGUUAUCUUUGAUUUUUGUGUAUUUUUUUGCGGAUUUUUGAAAGAAAAAAGAAAACAAUAAGUAGAGGAGAAUUUCUUUUGUUGUAUAAAAGAUGAAAUGUAGAGAUG